CGAGCUUGUUAGAUUAGGUAAUUAGCUAGGUGUGAUGUAGAAAAAGAAAUUAUCCAAAACCAAGACUUCCGCGUAAGUUCUUUAUUUUAUUAUUUUUUGUCUUGAUCCUAAUUCUAACGCAAUUCAUGUCUUAUCCCGUCUUUGGUCGUAUUCCUUGCCAAUCGCUCCGCCCUAUCUUCCAUACUAGUUUUACAAUCCCGAAUCGAGCGAGUUUCUCAUUGUUUCUACCACAAACCUCUGGAAAACAUCCCGUCGUAAUGCCGCAGAAAAGAACUACGAAACAGAAAGUUAUGAGCGAUGACGACAUUGACGGAACAUCUACCAAAAGAGCUAAACUAGGGAAAGGUUCUCCAGACCUUUUACGCAACCCCCAUCGGUUUGCAGCUGAGGCUGAGGAACACGGUAUUGUCCUGCGCAAGUAUUACCCUCCGGAAAUGAGCAACGCCCGUGCUCAGGCCUACAAUGACAAUGGAAUUUCUCGUCCCAUCGAGCAACUCGAAGCCGCUUUGGAGAGAACCGCAUCUGCACGCCGUAAUGUAAAGGUGAAAGAGGCCGUGAUACAUUGGUUUAAAACAGACUUGCGGACGACAGAUAACCGAGCAUUAUGGGAAGCGAGCCAGAAGGCGACGGAAGCUGGCGUUCCCUUAAUAAGCAUUUACAUAGUAAGCCCGGAAGAUUUCGAGGCGCAUUUGACGGCUCCAAUACGUGUUGAUUACGUGAUACGCACACUGCGAGUUUUGAAAGAGGAUCUCGAAGCCUUGGAUAUCCCUCUUUAUGUGGAAACGAUUGGAAAGAGGAGAGAUAUACCUGAGCGCAUCCUGGAGUUUAUGGAAGAAUGGGGAGCAAGUCAUUUAUAUACUAGUAUUGAGUAUGAGGUUGAUGAACUAAGGAGGGAGGCGAAAAUGGUGAGAAUGUGUGCAGAAAAGGGUUUGGUCAUGAUUCCCUUACACGAUUCAUGCAUAGUUCCGCCAGGCGCCUUACAUACUGGUGCUGGGAAGCAGUACUCUGUAUAUUCGCCGUGGUUCAGGGCCUGGGUAGCGCAUGUGCACUCAAAUCAAGAGCUCCUUAGCCCAUUCGAUUCCCCGUCAAAGAACACGCCCGCCGCUAGAGAGAAAGUGGCUGCCCUAUUCGACAGUGAGAUACCCGACAGCCCGGAAAAUAAGAGGCUCUCUGAAGAAGAUGAGAAAAGAUGCCAUGCCACUUGGCCUGCCGGGGAACGCGAAGCUAUGGAUCGACUUGAUAGAUUCUGCGAAGAGAAAAUUGCUCAGUAUAGUAAGAAACGUAACUUCCCGUCCGAAGCAGCAACAUCGUCGAUAUCGGUCCACCUAGCAGCUGGCACUCUGAGUGCUCGGACAGCAGUGCGGACCGCAAGAGAUAGAAACAAGACGAAGAAGCUCGACGCCGGCGUCGAAGGAAUUCAAGGUUGGAUAAGCGAAGUCGCCUGGCGUGAUUUCUAUAAACACGUUUUGGUUCAUUGGCCUUACAUCUGUAUGAAUAAACCGUUCAAGCCCGAGUAUUCAAACAUUGAAUGGUCGUACAACUCAGCGCACUUCGAUGCGUGGUGCAAUGGGAAAACAGGCUUCCCAAUCGUUGACGCUGCGAUGAGACAGCUUCGAAGUAUGGGGUGGAUGCACAACCGGUGUCGCAUGAUCGUUGCAUCGUUUCUUUGCAAGGACCUCCUACUCGACUGGCGCAUGGGAGAGAGAUUCUUUAUGGAGCAUCUGAUCGACGGCGACUUCGCGUCCAACAACGGCGGCUGGGGCUUCAGCGCAUCUGUCGGCGUAGACCCUCAACCGUACUUUCGGAUCUUCAACCCGCUGCUCCAGAGCGAGAAGUUCGACCCGGACGGGGUUUACAUCAGGAAGUGGAUACCCGAGCUCGCCGAUGUCAAGGGCAAAGCUAUCCACGACCCGUAUAAUAGAGGCGCUGCGGCACAGGCAAAGAAAGUUGGCUAUCCGGAGCCGAUCGUAGAUCAUAAGGAGAGUAGGGAGCGUGCUCUGAAGAUGUACAAGGCCGGUCUCGAACGGGAUAAGCCCUAAAUUUUGGGAUUGUUCAGAGAUAUACACGAGGGCGCCAAGGUGGGAUUUGGUGACUAUUU
Annulohypoxylon truncatum is the source of this 2098-nucleotide messenger RNA. RefSeq names its product deoxyribodipyrimidine photo-lyase. NCBI's taxonomy places the organism in Eukaryota, Fungi, Ascomycota, Sordariomycetes, Xylariales, Hypoxylaceae. Gene Ontology annotation, biological process: circadian regulation of gene expression; entrainment of circadian clock by photoperiod. The record is from RefSeq and is a predicted model, not a curated record. The transcript is spliced from 2 exons. Gene Ontology annotation, molecular function: DNA binding; FAD binding. Gene Ontology annotation, cellular component: nucleus; cytoplasm. Bases 126 to 2039 code for a protein of 637 amino acids.